Saprolegnia parasitica CBS 223.65 is the source of this 360-nucleotide messenger RNA. RefSeq lists its product as hypothetical. Bases 1 to 360 code for a protein of 119 amino acids. Lineage: Eukaryota; Oomycota; Saprolegniomycetes; Saprolegniales; Saprolegniaceae. The record is from RefSeq and is a predicted model, not a curated record. The transcript has 3 exons.
AUGGAGCUACCGAUUCGACUCAAGCUCGCGCUCGAAGAAGUGCUGUGCGAGUGGGACACCUUUCCACCCGAGACGUCGUCGUCGAUUGGAGUCCCCGUGGCCCAAACGGUCGCGAAUAAUGGGAGCUACAGCGCCAGCUACGACUGGGUGUGUGUCGCGUGCGGCACCGAGAACCGGUUCGAAGACUCGUUCUGCGUCACGUGCUGCGAGCACUACUCCGUGUCCGUACCCGACGCUGGCGCGCCGUCUGCCCCCGAGUUUGACGCCUCGAUGGCGAUGCCAUUGGACGCGGACUGCAACGCGGUGGAACUGUCUCUGCCCGACUCGGCCCCGCAGCCUCCCCCGCGCCAGCCGAGGUAG